AUGGCAAUGGACGAUUCACAUUCAUCUCUGUUCAACCUAGGUAUUCUCGACACUCUCACCCAAGACGAACUUCACGAAAUCCUCGACAGCUACGACGCCUUCUGCAACGCCACACAAUCUCUUCUCGGCGGCGCCGGCGACCUCUCAUACGGUGCUCAAUUUGUUUCCCAUGUUCACACCCUAUGCAAACACGGCCUCGAAUCACUAGUUCGCGACCACUUUCUCAGAGUAUUAGAGGAAACUUUUGAGCGAAAUGGGGCGUCGAGGUUUUGGCGGCACUUUGUUCCGUAUGCUGAUUUUGUUGAUUUGGACAAGCAUGGUGAUAUCAAUAUUGAUGAGGAUGAGAUUGAAAGUGUGUUGUAUAAUGCUUUGGAAGAAAUCUCUUUGGAGAAACAGUAUCAGGAGAAGUGUCUGUUAAUAUUGGUCCAUGCUUUGCAAUCUUUCAAGGAUCAAAUGUCAGAGGAAAAGCAUAGUUUUGAAGCAGAAAGAAAUUACCUUACCUCUAAGUAUCAAUGGAUAGUCUCUUCCGUGCUUAUGGCUACACUUCCUCGCGUUUUCCCUGUUAUAUUGCAUUGGUAUUUUAAAAGAAGGCUGGAGGAAUUAAGUACAAUCAUGGACGGAGAUUUCACUGAUGAUGUAUCUCAAAAUAAGGAUGGCAUGGAUUUAGAUGAAAAAGGAAAAAUAUGCAACGAGGAUGGUGAGAUGGAUGUUGAUGAGUGUUAUAGCAACCGUCGGUUCUCAGAAAAUAGUAGACUGGUGAAGAACAUUGGAAAAGUUGUUCUUGAUCUCAGAAGCCUUGGAUUUACUUCCAUGGCCGAAGAUGCUUAUGCUUCUGCAAUAUUUUUACUACUAAAAGCUAAAGUAUAUAAUGUAGCUGGAGAUGAUUUUAGGAGUUCUAUCUUACAAUCUAUUCAAAGCUGGAUACAGGCUGUUCCUCUCCAGUUUCUCCAUGCCCUUCUUGUCUAUCUUGGUGACUCUGUUAGUUACGAAAGUACUUCAUCAGGUCUCAAAUCACCUUUAGCGCCACAACCAUCAUCAUUUUGUCCUGGAAUUGAUACUCCCUCUGAAAGUCUUGUCAGAUGGAAGUUGCGGCUGGAAUAUUUUGCUUAUGAAACACUACAAGAUUUAAGGAUAGCCAAAUUAUUUGAGAUAAUUGUUGAUUAUCCCGAGAGCUCUCCUGCAAUUGAAGACUUGAAACUUUGUCUGGAAUACACUGGACAACAUUCAAAGCUGGUGGAGUCAUUUAUUUCUGCUUUGCGUUAUCGCCUUCUUACUGCAGGCGCAUCAACCAAUGAUAUAUUACACCAAUAUGUUUCGACUAUUAAAGCCCUAAGGACAAUAGAUCCUGCAGGUGUUUUCCUUGAGGCAGUUGGUGAACCAAUAAGGGAUUAUUUAAGAGGAAGAAGAGAUACAAUAAAAUGCAUAGUGACCAUGCUGACAGAUGGGUCGGGUGGUUCAUCAAGUGCAUCUGGAAAUCCUGGAGAUAGUCUUCUUGAAGAGUUGAAUAGAGAUGAAGAAAUUCAAGAGAAUUUUGGUAUUGACGAUGACUUCAACACUGAUGAUCGGCAAGCAUGGAUCAAUGCCACACGAUGGCAACCUGAUCCUGUGGAAGCAGAUCCGUUGAAGGGAAGCAGAAACCAAAGGAAGGUUGACAUACUUGGGAUGAUCGUUGGCAUAAUUGGUUCAAAAGAUCAAUUAGUUCAUGAAUAUCGAACUAUGCUUGCUGAGAAACUUCUAAAUAAAUCUGAUUAUGAUAUUGACUCAGAGAUACGCACUCUAGAACUCCUUAAGAUACACUUCGGAGAGAGCAGCCUACAAAAAUGUGAGAUUAUGCUGAACGAUCUUAUUGGCUCAAAGAGAGUCAAUACUAACAUUAAAGCUACCAUAAGUCAGCCAUCUCAAUCAAGUGUUGAGGUUGAAGACAAUGCAAUAUCCAUGGAUAAAAUAGCUUCGACAAUCAUAUCUUCUAAUUUCUGGCCUCCAAUACAGGAUGAGCCCAUUAACCUGCCUGAACCCGUUGACCAGCUUCUCUCUGAUUAUGCAAAGAGAUUUAGUGAAAUCAAAACACCACGUAAGCUUCAGUGGAAAAAAAGUCUUGGUACUGUCAAGCUGGAGUUGCAAUUUGAAGAUAGGGAAGUGCAAUUCACAGUAGCCCCUGUUCUUGCAUCUAUCAUUAUGAAAUUUCAAGAUCAAACAAGUUGGACCUCUAAAAAUCUCGCGGCUGCUAUUGGGAUACCCAUGGAUGUACUAAAUAAGAGAAUAUAUUUUUGGAUAAGCAAGGGGAUAAUCACAGAGUCGCCAGGGGGAGAUUCCCUUGACCAUGUAUACACCAUUAUGGAAAAUAUGGGUGAAACAAGUAAGAACGGAGGAGGCAAUGGCAUUCCUCAGGAACUUCUUGGCGGCGAUGAGGAGGAAGACGGAUCUGUGGCUUCGGUAGAAAAUCAACUUCUGAAAGAGAUGACUGUGUAUGAGAAAUUUAUCUUGGGGAUGCUCACAAACUUUGGUAACAUGGCAUUAGAUCGCAUUCACAAUACUCUCAAGAUGUUUUGCAUUGCUGAUCCACCGUAUGACAAAUCACUCCAACAACUACAAAGCUUUUUAUCUGGUCUAGUCUCUGAGGAGAAGUUAGAACUUCGGGAUGGAGUGUACUUUCUAAAGAAGUAG
Vicia faba (fava bean) is the source of this 2664-nucleotide messenger RNA. NCBI's taxonomy places the organism in Eukaryota, Viridiplantae, Streptophyta, Magnoliopsida, Fabales, Fabaceae. The record is from the annotation of a GenBank genome assembly.